Messenger RNA from Rotaria socialis, 630 nucleotides. The record is from the annotation of a GenBank genome assembly. Lineage: Eukaryota; Metazoa; Rotifera; Eurotatoria; Philodinida; Philodinidae.
AUGUUAUCUUCGCCACAAUUCAGUGUUCAUUUAAUGUGUGAAGAAGAUCGUAUUCACGUGUUAAAUCUAUUGGUAAGCUCAUUUUUUUGCGACGAACCUUUGGCUAAAUGCCUUCAAGUGAAAGAACCAAUUGAUUUUGCCAACAAUGUUAUUAGCGAUGCAUUAAAUGAUCAAUGUUCAUUUGUUGCUUAUGAUCUUCAAACAAAUCGAUUGGCAGGUGUCUGUUUGAACGAAGUGAAAUAUAAAACUCAUACAAAUAUAAUUCAUGAAUCCAAUGAAAAAAUUUACUUUAUUCUUCAUCUUCUUGAUCAUAUGCAUAAAGAUAUUAAUUUGUUUGAUCAUUUAUUGACAAAUUCUCUUCUUCAUAUAUUUAUUAUAAAUGUUGACAACACUUAUCGUGGUAAUGGUCUUGCUUCAAGUCUUAUUGCAGCUAGUAUUCAACAAGCUAAAACGUUUAACAUUGGUGGAGCUUAUGCCGAAGCAACGAAUACUUAUUCAUUAAAUUCUUUUACAAGACAAGGUUUUCAAACUUAUCGCCAACUUAAUUAUGUUGAAUAUGAUCAAGUUCGUCUAGCUGAUCUGACGGAUAAAAAUAAUGACGAAUGUCAACUUGUUGCCAGAACACUUUGA